UUCUUUUGGGGUAUGGUAGAAAGAUGUUCUACACAGUCCAAAAGUUCCCGGCGAACCAGUGGACUGCUCUCAUUUCGUGUCUUGCCCAAGGCGGAGCUGAUGCCAUUGUUGCUCUGCGUGAGGCCUCAGAAUUUCUAAACUCUGGCGUAAAACCAGAUGGUUUUGACUUGGUUCAUUUGGUUCGGGUCUCCGCGGACCUGGGUUAUGCUUCUUAUUGUCAACAGCUCCAUGGCUACGUUCUGAAAUCUGGGUUUGUCUCUAAUACUUUUGUUUCCAAUGCUCUGAUGAGGUUUUAUUAUAAGAGAAUGGAUUCGUUGAGUGAUGCACAUAAGGCGUUUGUUGAAAUUCUUCAACCAAAUGUGGUUUCUUGGAACUCUUUGAUGUCUGGGUAUGUGAAGUCUGGGGAGUUUCGUAGGACGUUGGGGUUGUUUCUUGAGCUUGAAAGGUCUGGAAUUUGUGGCGAUGCGUAUUCCUUCACAGCUGCCUUAGUUGCUAGUGGUCAGGUGAACCUGUUGCAGCUAGGGAAAUCAAUUCACUCCAAGAUUGUGAAAUAUGGAUUGGAAUGUGGGAAUGUUGUUGCAAAUUGUUUGAUUGAUAUGUAUGGAAAAUGUGAUUCAGUGGAAGAUGCCAUUCGGGUUUUUGAUGGUAUGAUUGACAAGGACAUCGUUUCCUGGAACUCUGUCAUAGCUGCGUGUGCUAGAAAUGGAGAGCUUGAACAAGCAUUGAGCUUUUGGAACCAAGCACCAGAGCGCGAUACAAUAACAUAUAAUGAAUUGAUUAGUGGCAUUGCUCAGUUUGGCAACAUAGAAGACGCUGUUGGGGUUUUAUCUAACAUGCCAAACCCGAAUUCAUCUUCUUGGACUUCAAUAGUGACAGGAUAUGUCAAUAGAAAUCGUGCACGUGAAGCUCUUGAGUUCUUCAGUAAAAUGCACUCUAGUGACAUUGAAAUGGAUGAGUUCACGUUUUCGAUAAUUCUGAGCGGUAUUGCUGGUUUGGCAGCUCUAACAUGGGGAAUGUUGAUCCAUUGUUGCACGGUAAAACACGGUCUGGAUACAUGUGUUGUUGUGGGAAGUGCUCUAAUUGAUAUGUACUCAAAGUGUGGGCAAAUCAAUAAUGCUGAAUCAAUUUUCUGGUCUCUACCUAAAAAGAAUCUGAUAACCUGGAAUGCUAUGAUCUCUGGCUAUGCUCAUAGUGGUGACUUAAUGAAGGUGAUUGAAUAUUUUGAGCAGCUGAAAAUGGUAAAGGAUUUGAAACCUGACUCUAUCACAUUUCUUAAUGUAUUAGCUGCAUGUUCGCAUAAUGAGAUCCCACUGCAGAAGGCAAUUCAGUACUUAGAAUCAAUGAUCAAGGGCUAUGGGAUUGAACCUACCAUUGAGCAUUGUUGUUCCAUGAUCAGGCUAAUGGGACAGAGAGGGGAGGUUUGGAGAGCGGAGAAGAUGAUCUCUGAACUUGGAUUUGGCUCCUUUGGAGUUGUUUGGAAAGCUUUGCUUGGAGCUAGUGGAGCGUGCAAGGAUACAAUGGUUGCAAAGAUUGCUGCUGCAAAAGUAAUUGAAUUGGAGGGUGCGGAUGAUUACGUUUACGUCAUGAUGUCUAACAUGUUUGCAUAUCAUGGCAAAUGGAGAGAGAUGAGUUUGCUGAGAAAGUUCAUGAGAGAUAAAGGUGUAAGAAAAGAAACUGGUUGUAGUUGGAUUGAAGUUGAAAAUGCCAUGUCAAAUACAUCCAUAUAGUCCUCUAAAGUCCUUUAGGGACAUUUCAUUAGUUAAUAACUUAAAUCUCCAUAUUAGAGAUUUUAAAUUUGAAUCAUGGGAUGGGUGGAGAUUGUAUAAGGAAGGGAAGGGCCAAUAUUUGUAGUUACAUUGGUUUUGGAUAGCUUCUGCGGUGAUGAACUGCCAAUUAUGGAAGGAACAACAUUUUUUGUGAUGGGCAACAAUGCCUUGAUAGAAAAUAGUUGAUACCAUGGGUAAAUCAAGUCGAGAUAGUAUU
This is a messenger RNA of Rubroshorea leprosula, 1983 nucleotides long. Lineage: Eukaryota; Viridiplantae; Streptophyta; Magnoliopsida; Malvales; Dipterocarpaceae. The record is from the annotation of a GenBank genome assembly.